ACUUAGUCUACGGUUGUUGAUCGGCUUAUUCGUAGUAUUAUGAUUGGCUGUGCCAUUGACGCUUGACCGACAAGUAUAGCCUACAUAUUCAUCUGCAUAUGCCAGGUGUCGAAGGAGGGCCAUGGCUGACGCUCAUCGAGACAUCCAACCAGUGCAUUACACCGCUGAAUCGAAACAAUGGCUUCCAGGUCCGAGUCAAGAUAGAGCCGGAGAACACAUGCCCAGCUUCAUCCGUGUUGUAUCAUGGAACGUUGAUUGUAUGAGGCCAGAACCAGACCUUCGCCUAGACGCUGCUCUCUCCUAUAUCCAGCACCAGGUCUUCAAGUGCAGGACAAACCGCAGACGUCCUGAACCGUGCUCGAUCCUCCUCCAAGGCGUCCUAACCACUGCAUUCAAUACCAUUCUCAAUAACAAGUGGGUCCAGAAUUUCUUCGUCGUCAUUCCUUCAACCACAGACGCCUGGCCUAAGCUCGCAAAGUAUGGCACAGUCACCCUCCUCUCUCGUUCCCUCCGCAUCACAAAGUCAACUUCCAUUCAUUUCAGCUGCUCUGAAUCGCAGCACCACGCUAUUUUCGUAGACGUCAAGCUCAGCGGUCUCCUGGACACAGCCCAAGCUCCCGCAUCACCCGAGUCUGUCGUCACCUUGCGAAUUGCUAACACCCACCUUGACCCAUUACCCGACGGCGCCCCUAUCAGGGAGAAACAACUCAAGCUCGUCGCUGAUGCUUUGAUACAUGAUGGGCUGUUUGGAGGAGUCGUUGGAGGAGACUUUAACGCUGUUUCGCUCAACGACUCCGAACUGGUUGAAUCUGUCGGCUUGUGGGAUGCAUGGGGCGGCGACGAUGAAGGUGGCUUCACUUGGGGGUAUCAACCUCGUUCUCCGCUUACACCAGGAAGACUAGACAAGUUGGUCUAUACGCCUCGUCCAGGCUUCUUUGUAGAUACCCCAAAGAAGAUAGCUGUUGGGAAGAAAUACGGGCAGCUGACGCGGAGGAGGUGGAUCAGCGACCAUUAUGCUCUGCUGACCAAGGUGCAAUGCGUAUAUUUCGCAUCCGACGCUUCAGAUGUAAUAUGAUCCAUCGGACCAUGGGCACAUCCAGCAGGGACUGAGAGAGCAAAGGAAUAUCGAAACAUGCUCGCUUGACGUAAGUUCACA
Suillus discolor is the source of this 1156-nucleotide messenger RNA. Its product is annotated as Endonuclease/exonuclease/phosphatase. Gene Ontology annotation, molecular function: 5'-tyrosyl-DNA phosphodiesterase activity; single-stranded DNA binding. Lineage: Eukaryota; Fungi; Basidiomycota; Agaricomycetes; Boletales; Suillaceae. The transcript has 2 exons. Gene Ontology annotation, biological process: double-strand break repair. The record is from RefSeq and is a predicted model, not a curated record. The coding region runs from base 122 to 1075 and encodes 317 amino acids. Gene Ontology annotation, cellular component: PML body; cytoplasm.